AAGAAGAACCAAGGAGGACCUAAUAAUAUGAAGAAGCGAUACAAGGCGGAAUAAUUAACAGCUCAAAGAAGAAGUUGAAAUGAAGCCCCGUAAAAAAGGCGCAAACACGGCCAAGUACGAAGGCGGGAAGGAGGGACUGGCCGUGUGUCCUUUUUUGAGUUGUACGUAAUUUAAACGCAAUAAUAACCUGAUUUCCGUAAUGGCGACCCCGGAGAAUGGCAGGAGGACUAAGAUACGGGCCAGAGACGUCUUCGAGUCCUACUUCCUGAAGCACCACCGGGAGGACCUGAAGGCGAUCCUGGAGGCGAAGGAGGACGUGGAGAUGCAUUACCCUGUGUCUGUCAACUUCCUGACGAUGUUCGAGGAGCACCCUGAGGUCGCUGAGUCGCUGCUGACCUCCCCGACCAAGCUGCUACCAGUGAUGGACGUUGCGCUGUUCCGAGCCUACACAAAACUCCUGAACGAGCUUAAGGAUACGGGUUGCGACGCCGACCUCACCCUCAAGACCAACCUCCACGCUCGCAUCACUGGGUUGCCGUCCUGCCCUGAGCUGUACCGAGACCAAGUUCCGCGCACGGCUGAUGUGGGCCGCCUGCUGUGCGUGGCGGGGACAGUGGUGCGGCGAACAUCCACCAAGAUGCUCGAGUUCCAGAAGGAGUUCGUGUGUACCAAGUGCCGACAUGUGUUCACUGUGGUGGCAGACCAUGACCAGUACUACCAUCUGAGCAGGCCCGGCCGCUGCCCAAACCCUCAAGAAUGUCACUCCUUCAACUUUAGCGCCCUGUCCUCAACCUCCAAGCCUAUCCACACCAGGGACUACCAGGAACUCAAAAUACAGGAACAAGUGCAGAAGCUGAAGAUGGGCAGCAUUCCAGGGUCCUUGUGGGUGACCGUGGAGGAUGACCUGGUGGACUCAUGCCGGCCGGGGGAUGACGUCGUGAUCUGCGGCGUGGUGAGGCAGCGGUGGCGGCCGGUGACCCGAGACGUACGACCAAGCCUUGACCUGGUGCUGAGGGCCAAUAAUGUGACGGUUGACAAUAAGGACCGUAGCAGCAGCACCACACUCACAGAGGAGAUGCGGGAGGAGUUCACCGACUUCUGGGACCGCUACCGACGCGACCCCAUGGCUGGCCGGAACAUCAUCCUCGCCUCGUUCUGUCCGCAGGUGUACGGGCUCUACGUGGUGAAGCUCGCUGUGGCUGUGGUGGUGGCGGGCGGCGUGCAGAGGACCAGCAACAACACCAGGGUCAGGGGAGAGGCUCACCUUCUGCUAGUGGGUGACCCGGGCACGGCCAAGAGUCAGUUCCUGAAGUACACGUCGGCCCUGGUGCCGCGGAGUGUGUUCACCACGGGCGCCGGGACCACCAGCACCGGCCUCACUGUGACGGUGGUGCGGGAGGAGGGGGAGUGGGCCCUCGAGGCAGGCGCUCUGGUGAUGGCCGAUGGGGGCGUGUGCUGCAUUGAUGAGUUCAACAGCAUCAAGGAGGCGGACCGCGCUGCCAUACACGAGGCCAUGGAGCAGCAGACCAUCAGUGUGGCCAAGGCCGGCCUCCUCUGUAAGCUCGAUAGCCGGUGCAGCGUCCUAGCGGCCACCAACCCCAAGAUGGAAUGCAACGCCGAGGAGAUGAUCGAGUUUGUGGGUCUUGCCUCGCCGCUGCUCUCCCGCUUUGACCUCGUGCUGGUGCUGAAGGACGCGAAGAACCAUGAGUGGGACAGGGUAGUCUCGGGGUAUAUUCUGAAGGGCCAAGACCCAGGGGAGGUGGAAGGGACAGGCGCGGAGGAGGACUGGAGUCUGGAGAAGCUGCGCGCAUACUUCUGCCUCAUCCGUUCCCUGCAGCCGCGCAUGUCACCCCAGGCCAAUGAGGUUCUGAGUCGCUAUUACCAGGUGCAGCGGCAGAGGGACCUACGCAGCAAGGCACGGACCACACUAAGGCUGCUGGAGAGUCUGGUGCGGCUGAGUCAGGGCCACGCGAGGCUGCUCAUGAGGGACACAGUGGAGGUUCAGGACGCUGUGGUAGCUAUUAGUCUCCUCGAGGCUUCCAUGGGCGGGUUCUCGGCAGUCAUGGAAAUCAACCCUCUCUACACGGCCUUUCCCUUAGACGCACGCCAGGAAUACAGGACUCAAGUUCAAGUUGUCCUGGAGAAGCUGUCCCUGCCACACGUCUUGGAGGAGGAGCUGGCAAGGCUGGACAAGGAGGACGAACACAUAGCCAGCAGCAGGAAGCUCUCCGGGACAUACAAGAAGAGGGGGCCUUCCUCCGGGCCAGUCACCAGCACUCAGAAGCUCCCCUCCACCGCCGCCCUGCACUCACGGAAGGACUUCAAGCCGUCUGUCAAUGAGGAGGGACUUGCUCUUGAUAUCGAGGAGCUUGACGAAACUGCAAGUCACCAGAAGAGGCCCAGAGGAGGCAUGCAGCAGACCCUUAGCAAGUGGGUGGAGCCUGACACCACACAGGAUAUGGAGUCGUCGAUGCUUCCAGAUCCACUCUCUGACGAUGACCUGGAGCUCGUCAUCCCCAGGAAACAGAGGAAGAGGAAGGAGAAGGAGAGAGGGAAUAGUGUGGAGCCUCAAGGGAAGACUGUUAAGCGAAGGAAAGUGAAGAAGAAUGCCGGAAUGGAUGUGUCGAGGGAUGCUGGUGUGACGCCCGGUGCCUCCAUAUCCUGCUCAGUGUCCCACGUGGAGAGGGCGGGUGAGGAGCUGCUGCAGGACCUGGAUGACUUCGCCGAGGACACCUGGACGCCCGCCAAGGCCAAAGAAAGGUUCAGCUCCACCGUGGCGAAGUUUGCGUACAAGAAACCUGGGAAGGAAACAAACACCAAACAGUCUUGUGGUCGGGAAACUUCAGCAAGCAAAGAUGAGAAUGGCCGACCCACAGAAGGCUUAGCAACCUGUAACCUCGACACUGAGAGUAAGAAGAAAGCUGAUGAAAAUUCCCGUAACGCAGCAAGCAAACACAAACAGAACAGGCCUUUGCAAACCCAUACCCCAUUGACGGAGAGGCCACUAGCGAACUUAAACUCAAGGGACAUGCAACAGAGAGGCCAGCAGUGA
Eriocheir sinensis (Chinese mitten crab) is the source of this 3052-nucleotide messenger RNA. RefSeq names its product DNA helicase MCM9-like. The record is from RefSeq and is a predicted model, not a curated record. Gene Ontology annotation, biological process: double-strand break repair via homologous recombination; DNA replication. The transcript is spliced from 15 exons. Lineage: Eukaryota; Metazoa; Arthropoda; Malacostraca; Decapoda; Varunidae. Gene Ontology annotation, molecular function: ATP binding; single-stranded DNA binding; single-stranded DNA helicase activity. Gene Ontology annotation, cellular component: nucleus; MCM complex. Bases 200 to 3052 code for a protein of 950 amino acids.